GUUGCGUGACGUCACGAGUCAGCUGACGGGUUUGUUUUGCUUGCUUUGGUGUGCUCGUCAUGAUAAAAACACAGAGGUAGGGAGCGACCACGUCGAAACGCAUCGGGUAACGUCAACAGCUCCUCACUGCCAUUACAGCAUAUCUCCACGCGUCGCUUGUCACGGACCGUGUCGUCAACAGCGGCCCUUUUGUGUGCUAACACCGCCAUUUACCUCCGUUGCCGACUGGGACGACGACUUUGACGCAUUAUGCCUUCAGAAAAAUCCUUCAAACAAAGAAGAACAUUCGAUCAGCGAGUAGAAGAUGUCCGGCUGAUAAGGGAGCAGCAUCCUAACAAGAUACCUGUGAUCAUCGAGAGGUACAAAGGAGAAAAGCAGCUCCCCAUCCUGGACAAGACAAAGUUCUUAGUGCCCGAUCACGUCAACAUGAGUGAACUCAUUAAGAUUAUCAGGAGGCGCCUGCAGCUGAAUUCCAACCAGGCUUUCUUCCUGCUGGUCAACGGCCACAGCAUGGUGUCCGUGUCGGCCGCCAUCUCGGAGGUGUACGAGCGGGAGCGGGACCAAGAUGGCUUCCUCUAUAUGGUGUAUGCCUCCCAGGAGACCUUCGGCGCCGGCCCGACUCCCCAGUGAUCGGCUUUCCUCACUUCUCUCUUAUUCCUCUUGGCCAGCGAUUGGACAAUUGUAGAUUGUGGUUUGUUUGUUUUUUUUCUUUCUCCUUUCCAUGUUCUUUCAAGUAAUGAUGCUUCUCACCACGUUAGUCGUGACUGUACCAACUAAAACAGGAUCCAUCAAAUGUAAUCAUCAGGUAUAAGCUCUAGUGUUUCGUGGGAUCUGACUGCAAAGAGAGAAGAAUUUGUUUGUGUGCCACACAAGGUGCACCACGGUUAGAGCCCGAGUCUUUUAUGGGUCCCCUUUAUCUCAAUCUGCCUGCUGUCAUGGCAACGUAGCAUUUAUUUCUGUGUUGUGGCUCCUGUUUACCUUUCUGUCCAUUUCAACUAGCGGUUUUGCAAAAAAGUGGUGCGGCUUCACUGCUUUUUUCAAAUAUAUCUAAUUUACAGUAGCAAGAGAACAAAGCUAAUGUUGAUUUGAAGCUUUAUAGAGAUGAGUGCAAGUUACGUGGAGAAUCAACAAACAAUCAUUGAGGCAUUGCCUUGAGUAGAUGCCGGGAAAGAACUGGAUGUUGCCUCUGGGCCCGAUGCAGGCGGGCCUUAAAGCAGCAUGAAGGGACGACUCGACUGGUGGCAAAAAGAUGCCGGAUUGCAUACAACUAUUGAAAGGGGAAGUCAGCACAAACAUUUUCUCUUCAAUAAUAUGUUCUCAAGCGGCAGUGCUAGUCGAGACACGAUAAUCACAUUAAUAGCGAAUUUAUGGAAUAUGAAUGGAGCAGCAAAAUCCGCUCACUUUUAUCCAUCUCGGGGCUGCUAUUCUGCCACUCACCGUCGACUGAAAACCACAUCGCUGUGCCCAGGGCUCAGGUAACAACCAACCGUGGCUCAGCUCGUGACUGUCACCUGAAAACAGGUGAGCCCCGGUUGGUCGUUAAACCUGAGCAAAUGCGAUGUCGUUUAAGUCAACAGCAAGUGGCAAAAUGGCCGUCGUCUGAGGUGGAUAAAAACGGGUGGAUUUUGAUGCUUAAUUCAAAUUCCACAAAUGUAAUACGAAGCAGAAUCCCGUGUUUCGACACGUGGGGCCAUAGACAUUUUUGAAAUUAAAUUCACAUUCAAGCAGUGGAUUUAUUUUGUAAAUAAUGUCAGAUUCAGAGGCAUAUUUACCAUCAAGCAAAGGAUUCUUUAGCAGGUGUCUACUUUGUCAUUGGCAACUGGUCAGUCACAGUAAUGGCAUAGUGAGGACUCCGCAAGAGGCUAUAUCCACUUUCUAUGCUGUCUUUGCUAUGGAUAGAAGUGUGGUAAGUGCGAUAGACCUCCCACUUUUGUUUACCUGCCAUGCAGUACGGCUUCAAGUAUUUCAACAUUCAUGUAAAAUUCGAGAACUGCGUUGAACACAAUGUCGAAAGAAUAUGAGCGGUUCUAUUCAGAGCAGUUAACAAGUUGACUUUUGCACACUACAAUAAGUCUGGUCGAGAAACUUGAGGGAUGAGUGCAUUUCGUUCUUUCAGUCAUUAGUUUUAGCAGGGGAAACGAAGAGUGACACAGGUCCCUUUGUGGCUAUAGCUGCAUCUGUGAGUUGGCUCUGCUCCACCGGGUUGAUUUCACGGCGCUGCUGUUGCGAUUCAACACACUAUUGUCAGUUGGAAGGUUUCACCCUGGCUGCCCUGUGGGUUGCACAUCCUCUGCACAUGGACCUUAGUGCUUUUUUUUAAAUGUUGAGGUACAACUGCUUUUUAUGUCGCAGUAUUUUAUCAUUUUGAACUUUUUUUUUGUCUUACAAGUCUUUCUCCUCAAAUGUUUUCAGUUUGUGCUAUUGGACAAGUCGAAGCCACUGUGUUUGUUGCAGAGGGGUGAGCAUCGGCUUGUGUGUCUUCCAGCCCCUUCGUAUCUCACACGCAUUCACACUGAGCAAUAGCCAUUUCUGUGUUCAUGUUGAUCUUUUGUUAAUAAAAGUUUGAGACAAGA
Hippocampus zosterae (dwarf seahorse) is the source of this 2573-nucleotide messenger RNA. It is a transcript of the gene map1lc3b, whose product is annotated as microtubule-associated protein 1 light chain 3 beta. NCBI's taxonomy places the organism in Eukaryota, Metazoa, Chordata, Actinopteri, Syngnathiformes, Syngnathidae. Gene Ontology annotation, cellular component: autophagosome; cytosol; autophagosome membrane. Gene Ontology annotation, molecular function: ubiquitin protein ligase binding. Bases 250 to 630 code for a protein of 126 amino acids. Gene Ontology annotation, biological process: autophagosome assembly; cellular response to nitrogen starvation; autophagy of mitochondrion. The record is from RefSeq and is a predicted model, not a curated record. The transcript is spliced from 4 exons.